AUGGCCUCGACAACGAGAGCAAAAUCGACGCCAGCUCCACCACCGCCCUCGGACGACUCACCUUCCGACCCCUCAUCCAGCUCAUCCGCAACCCAGACCGCCGCUGCCUCUGUCUCUGCUACAACGAUGUCCCAGUCUCCACUCCGAACCUCGACUUCCACACCCACACCCACCCACACGUCCCUUCCCGUACCCGUUUCUGACCGUGGCCUCUCCGAUGGCGCUAAAGCUGGUAUUUCCAUCUCCGUCCUUUUCGUGGCCUCCACCAUCUUCAUUGCUUUGUCUCUCUACAUCCGCCGUCUCAAGCGCCAACUAGCCCUUGCCAAAGCCGCCGCCAACGUCCCUGACUCCGUUCUACGAUCGCCGUCCCGCCGCCAUAGUGGCAUUCCUGAAGCGCUUUUUACACCUUCCCGGCGCCGAAGCUGGUCCGCAACACCCCGCAACAGCCGAAGACACAGUCGCAGAGACGUCAUGAUGUCCGAAAGCCCGGUCUCACCCCUGUCCCCUGUCUUCUUCCGAGAUGGUGGUAGAAGAACGAGCAUAGCUGGCAUGGUGAAUAAAAAGCGAGUGAACACGUUGAGCAUCGUUGUGGAGCGGGAAGACGAGGAUGCGAAUAGCUUGAUGAGCAGGGGUCGAAGUGUGAGGGAGCCUGUGCCCGGACAGUCUGAGGGUCUGGCCGCGCCGCUCGAAAUGGACGGGGAGUUCGCGGCAAUCUUUGAGGCACCAACAAGUAUCACACCGAGAGCGAGGAGUACGGAGCGGGAUAGGGAGGAGUGGAAGGAGUAUGACUUUGGGAAGUUCUAG
Molecule: messenger RNA, 804 nt
Organism: Didymosphaeria variabile
Lineage: Eukaryota; Fungi; Ascomycota; Dothideomycetes; Pleosporales; Didymosphaeriaceae
Exons: 1
Coding region: 1-804 (267 amino acids)
Source: RefSeq, a predicted model, not a curated record